CCGAAACCCGCCUCCCCAAGGAAAAGCGAAACAGCGACGCAAGCACAGGCUCUGAUAUUCUUCUUCUUCUUCUUCUGCUGCAUGUAGCGACAAGCACACUGCGUGCUAAAUAUGCCUCGAAUCUUCCCUCCCGUCCACCACGUUCCGCGCCUUCCUUCCUAUAUAAAUAAACCCUUUGGCGUAAUCAACCUUUAGACCAAACCUAGAAGCGACCUUUCAAAGCAGGCUAUCCCGAACAAUGGCGACCGCUAGACUUUUACGGACGCCGGUCGGGCCUUUCUCCUCUUCUGGGUCGCGGUCUUUUGCUGCUGCUGCGCCGGCAAGGACGACCGUAGGGUGCUUAAGCUCGGCGGCUCCGUCGGGCGGCGCAGAAAGGAGCGGCUUCGAAAGAGAGGAUGCUCGCAAGAGAACGCCGAAGGUGGUCGUGAAGGCCGCGGCGGUUGCUGCUGAGUCCGAGAGACUGAUGACGGCCGAGCCUCGAAUGCUUCGCGUCGCCAUGGAUUUGGCUUUGUUUAUUGGGAAUUCCCUGAGAGCCGCGCUGGUCGUUCUGAGAGCGGCUGUGAAGAGGAGGCCGAAGAGGUUAAACGUCCAGUGUCUUCUUGAGAAGGCGAUAGUCGACUGCCGGUUUUUCACGUUAUUCGCGGUUGCGGGAUCGUUACUGGGCUCGGUGCUGUGUUUUCUGGAGGGUUGCUUCAUCAUUAUCGAGUCGUACAUGGAGUACUUCCAGUCGAUGUCGCAGAUGUCCCAUCAAGGGCACGUGGUGCAGCUGCUUGUUGAAGGCUUAGAUAUGUUCUUGGUCGGAAUGGCAAUGCUGACAUUCGGGGUUAGCUUGCACGUGAUGUUCGUCGGGUCGCAAGCCAAACGAGAGAGAGGGCCGUGGCUUUCCGGGUCCAACCUCUUCGGCCUCUACUAUCUGACGAAGGUUCCGCCGUGGGCCGAGGCGCAGUCGAUUUCGCAGGCCAAGUCGAGGAUCGGGCAUGCGAUGAUGAUGAUACUUCAAGUCGGGGUGCUGGAUAAGUUCAAGAGCGUCCCCGUCCAGACCUGCUUGGAUCUCGCCUGUUUCGCGGGAGCCGUAUUCCUCUCCUCAGCUUGUAUAUUCCUCCUCUCGAGACUUUCUCUGGGCAGUUCUUCCGCUAAUGGUGCAACGGAGAAGAGACCACUGUAAAGGACUCAAAUAUCUUGAUGGUCAAUGUCGAGAACAAGCCCUUUUGAGGAGGCACAUGCGACUUCCACUUCUUUCAUUUCAUGUGUUCCAUUUUUUUAACCAUUUUUUUAUGAUGGAAUUGUAAACAUGUUCUUCUCUAGGGCGAUGUGAUUUUUUUGCCCAUAUGAUAUUGAUAAUAUGCUCAGACGAAAAUU
Messenger RNA from Eucalyptus grandis, 1359 nucleotides. RefSeq lists its product as uncharacterized. The coding region runs from base 239 to 1165 and encodes 308 amino acids. The record is from RefSeq and is a predicted model, not a curated record. The transcript is spliced from 5 exons. NCBI's taxonomy places the organism in Eukaryota, Viridiplantae, Streptophyta, Magnoliopsida, Myrtales, Myrtaceae.